AUUUUUUUGUUUUUUAUUCUCAUCUUCGCGUAAAAGAGGCAAAUCAUGGGCAUGGCUUCGCAGCUGCUGAGACGAGCCCUCGGAAGCCGCUCGAGCCAGAUCAUCUCUUCCGCAAACCCUAGCUCCUCCCUCUCCUCGCCGGCGACCGCCACCGCCAGGGCUUUCUCCUCCUCCGCCGCCGAUCUGAUCCGCGCCACCCUCUUCCCCGGCGACGGUAUCGGCCCCGAGAUCGCCGAGUCCGUCAAACAGGUGUUUAGAGAAGCUGAAGUGCCGAUUGAAUGGGAAGAACACUAUGUAGGAGACCAAAUUGAUCCUAGAACCCAGAGUUUUCUGACAUGGGAUAGCUUGGAAUCGGUGAGGGUAAACAAGGUGGGACUGAAAGGACCGAUGGCCACUCCAAUUGGGAAAGGGCAUCGUUCUUUGAACCUUACGUUGAGGAAAGAGCUUAAUUUGUACGCCAAUGUUAGGCCUUGCUAUAGCCUCCCUGGUUAUAAGACACGUUAUGAUGAUGUCAAUCUCAUCACUAUCCGUGAGAACACGGAGGGAGAGUACAGUGGACUUGAACAUCAAGUGGUGAGAGGUGUUGUGGAAAGUCUCAAGAUCAUUACUCGCCAGGCGAGUCUAAGGGUUGCUGAGUAUGCUUUCCACUAUGCCAAGAUGCAUGGGAGAGAGAGAGUGUCUGCAAUACACAAAGCAAAUAUUAUGCAGAAAACUGAUGGUCUCUUCCUUAAGUGUUGCCGCGAGGUUGCAGAGAAGUACCCUGAGAUAAAAUAUGAGGAAGUCGUCAUUGACAAUUGCUGUAUGAUGCUUGUGAAGAAUCCUGCUCUUUUUGACGUAUUGGUGAUGCCUAACCUUUACGGUGACAUCAUUAGUGACCUGUGUGCAGGUUUGAUUGGAGGGUUGGGAUUAACACCAAGCUGCAAUAUUGGUGAGGGUGGCAUUGCCCUAGCUGAAGCUGUACAUGGUUCAGCACCUGAUAUUGCCGGAAAGAAUUUGGCAAAUCCAACUGCUUUGCUUUUGAGUUCUGUCACAAUGCUGCGCCAUUUAGAGCUCCAUGAUAAAGCUGAGCGGAUCCAAGCUGCCAUCCUCAACACAAUUGCGGAGGGGAAAUACCGAACCGCUGAUCUCGGCGGCAAGUCAUCGACAACCGAUUUCACAAAGGCGAUUUGUGAUCAUCUUUGAAUGACGAUGCAGCAUAGGGUUUGAAUUUUGCGUGUAACCAACUUGUUUAUUGUGACCUCCUUUUGGGGCCAAUUUUUUUCUUCGGGAAUAAACGUAUUCCAGUAUGUUCAAAGAACAACUUUCCUAGAGAAUCAUUCUCCGUUGUUUUGGUAUUCUUUGUCCAUAUAAUUAUGAAAUAAAAGCAUAAUGAUAUGGUACUUUUAUUACACUUAUAUUUUGAAGCGGAUGUAAAACUCACUGAUCUUCUUCUCAAGUUAUUUCUACCAGUUUGGUAGAACCCAUUUGAUAUAA
Morus notabilis is the source of this 1473-nucleotide messenger RNA. RefSeq names its product isocitrate dehydrogenase [NAD] catalytic subunit 5, mitochondrial. Bases 46 to 1182 code for a protein of 378 amino acids. Gene Ontology annotation, cellular component: mitochondrion. Gene Ontology annotation, biological process: isocitrate metabolic process; tricarboxylic acid cycle. The record is from RefSeq and is a predicted model, not a curated record. Gene Ontology annotation, molecular function: magnesium ion binding; NAD binding; isocitrate dehydrogenase (NAD+) activity. The transcript is spliced from 7 exons. Lineage: Eukaryota; Viridiplantae; Streptophyta; Magnoliopsida; Rosales; Moraceae.